Messenger RNA from Pan troglodytes (chimpanzee), 3788 nucleotides. RefSeq names its product ecto-NOX disulfide-thiol exchanger 1 (gene ENOX1). The coding region runs from base 1009 to 2940 and encodes 643 amino acids. Gene Ontology annotation, cellular component: external side of plasma membrane; plasma membrane. Lineage: Eukaryota; Metazoa; Chordata; Mammalia; Primates; Hominidae. Gene Ontology annotation, molecular function: NADH dehydrogenase activity; RNA binding; protein disulfide isomerase activity. The transcript has 20 exons. Gene Ontology annotation, biological process: ultradian rhythm. The record is from RefSeq and is a predicted model, not a curated record.
GGUUACCAGAUCUGGGCCUGGAUCAAGCCAGUUCAAUUCAUUGAGCCUCCGUGAAGAGAAAAUAGAAAUUUUGCUUGUCUGCAUCUCUAGUGUGGGAGAAGGAUAAAACGAUUAUUGAGACGUGCUCUGUAAACGUUGCCCGUUACUAUCCACAUGUCUAAAUGAUGAGGCGAGAAAGGAAAAUGGACAGAAGAUGGAAAAAUUUCUUACAUGAAUGAAUAUUUUUCAGGAACACAUAACAAAGGAAGAUAUUGUAAAGUGGUGUCACAUGAUGGAAUGAUUCCCAGCCAUUCUGCAUCAUACAUGCAUGCCUGUUCCUGGAUGUUUCUCUGCUUAGUGACUUGGUGCUUCCAGCCUUAAGCCAUUGCAACUCCCUGAGCUCAAGAGAGGAUUAGACAGAUAUUACCCAGAGACAAAGACCACAGACAUUUCACAGGAUGUCUCUACCAGAGGUUUUGUCAGAGAAUCCUUAUAUCUACCCAUGCCUAACACAUACCUCUGAAGAUUCCAAACUUCCCUUCAAGAGAAUCAGCAUCACGCAUUGGAAAGAGCAGUAGGGUCUUGAGUCUGCAGGCUGGGACUUCAGCAACUGUACUUGCCCUAAUUGGAAGCCAUCCCCAAAAGAGAGCAAUUUAAGUAAGGGGAGAUUUGAGAAGAUUGAGAACUGUUAAAUGUGGGAGGAGGAACUAACAAUUUGCAAAACCAGAAACCAAAGCAAAAGUGAAUCGUACAAAUGACAUCAAAAAGGGAUAAGGCAGAUAUAUUUAAGUGAGCCAGUUUUAAAGAAGCGAAGCCUCUGGUAUGUCAGAACCAUGCUGUCUUCCAUGGGACUUCCUUUGUGAAGAGCAUCCAUUUAAAAGACUUUUAUGAAUACAUGGUUUCAAUCAAGUCCCCAGAGAACACAUUUGUCUUCUGAGCUGCUGGCAGUUUUGAGAAUCUGAUGACCUCCGAGGGGACCCUGCACUCAGCCAUCAAAGUGUUCCUGCCCCUCUGGACGCUCAUAAUUCAAUGGUAGAUGCAGGUGGAGUUGAGAACAUCACCCAGCUUCCCCAGGAGCUUCCUCAGAUGAUGGCUGCAGCAGCCGAUGGUUUGGGGAGUAUAGCGAUAGACACGACCCAGCUCAACAUGUCCGUGACAGAUCCCACAGCCUGGGCUACAGCCAUGAAUAACCUGGGCAUGGUUCCCGUAGGGUUGCCUGGACAGCAGCUCGUGUCUGACUCAAUCUGUGUCCCAGGCUUUGAUCCAAGCCUCAACAUGAUGACUGGAAUCACCCCCAUUAACCCAAUGAUACCAGGCCUUGGACUGGUACCUCCCCCACCACCAACAGAAGUGGCUGUUGUCAAAGAAAUAAUCCACUGCAAAAGCUGUACUCUUUUUCCUCAAAAUCCAAAUCUUCCACCUCCUUCCACAAGAGAACGACCUCCUGGUUGUAAGACCGUGUUUGUCGGAGGAUUACCAGAAAAUGCUACUGAGGAAAUUAUUCAAGAAGUCUUUGAACAGUGCGGUGAUAUUACAGCAAUUCGGAAAAGCAAGAAGAAUUUUUGUCACAUUCGCUUUGCAGAGGAAUUCAUGGUUGAUAAAGCCAUUUACCUUUCUGGUUAUAGGAUGCGAUUAGGGUCUAGCACCGACAAAAAGGAUUCAGGCCGCCUUCAUGUGGACUUUGCCCAGGCCAGGGAUGACUUCUAUGAGUGGGAAUGCAAGCAGAGGAUGCGUGCCCGGGAGGAGCGGCACCGGCGCAAGCUGGAGGAGGACCGGCUCAGGCCCCCAUCCCCGCCUGCCAUAAUGCACUACUCGGAGCACGAAGCCGCUCUGCUGGCUGAAAAGCUGAAAGAUGAUAGCAAGUUUUCAGAGGCUAUCACAGUGCUGCUUUCCUGGAUUGAACGAGGGGAAGUGAAUCGGCGCUCUGCAAACCAGUUCUAUUCCAUGGUGCAGUCGGCCAACAGCCACGUCCGCCGGCUAAUGAAUGAAAAAGCCACCCAUGAGCAAGAGAUGGAGGAAGCCAAGGAGAAUUUUAAAAAUGCCUUAACUGGGAUUCUCACUCAAUUUGAGCAGAUUGUGGCCGUUUUCAACGCUUCUACCAGACAAAAAGCUUGGGACCAUUUCUCGAAAGCCCAGCGCAAGAACAUAGACAUUUGGCGAAAGCAUUCUGAGGAGCUCCGGAAUGCUCAAAGUGAGCAGCUCAUGGGCAUCCGCCGCGAAGAAGAAAUGGAAAUGUCUGAUGAUGAGAACUGUGACAGCCCUACAAAGAAAAUGAGAGUCGAUGAAUCAGCCCUGGCUGCCCAGGCCUACGCUCUGAAAGAGGAGAAUGACAGUCUCCGCUGGCAGCUGGAUGCUUACAGGAAUGAGGUGGAGCUGCUGAAACAAGAAAAAGAACAGCUUUUCCGAACAGAAGAAAACCUCACCAAGGACCAGCAACUGCAGUUUCUGCAGCAAACCAUGCAAGGCAUGCAGCAGCAAUUGCUAACCAUCCAGGAGGAGUUAAACAACAAAAAGUCAGAAUUGGAACAAGCAAAGGAAGAGCAGUCCCAUACACAAGCGUUACUAAAAGUCCUGCAGGAACAAUUAAAAGGUACCAAGGAAUUGGUCGAGACCAAUGGCCACAGCCAUGAGGAUUCAAAUGAAAUCAAUGUGUUGACAGUUGCAUUAGUCAACCAAGACCGAGAGAACAAUAUUGAGAAAAGAAGCCAAGGCUUAAAAUCAGAGAAAGAAGCUCUGCUAAUAGGUAUCAUAUCAACGUUUCUUCACGUCCAUCCUUUUGGAGCCAACAUAGAAUAUCUUUGGUCAUACAUGCAGCAGCUGGACUCCAAGAUAUCUGCAAAUGAAAUAGAAAUGCUUUUGAUGAGGCUGCCACGCAUGUUCAAACAGGAAUUCACGGGUGUGGGAGCCACGCUGGAAAAAAGAUGGAAGUUGUGUGCCUUUGAAGGAAUUAAAACUACCUAACUGCGAAGAGCAAAGCAUCUCUGGAAAUGAAACCGUGUGAACCUGGCCAGGGCUGUGCGACGGGGGAGCAGGAGGUGUGGGGUUGGUCCAGCACGCAACCUUUGUGGAGCCAUCGAAGCCUGCCUUUAGUUAUAUCUGUGGCGUUCUCUUGUGAGUGGAAAUGUAAUUGUGUACCAGUUCCUUAAAAUAAACAAAGCUUCAUACUGUGACAGAUCUGUUUCCUAUGAAAACCAAACAAUGAUUCCACAGUCAUAAUGAUGGCAAAAUCUUAAAAUGUGCUACAUUUGAGAAUAGCUCACCAAGCAAAAUAUUUAAAGUUAAUGAUGGUGUAGCAAUGAUUGUUGCUAGGCUACAGAGUUGUAUAUGUAAUGUAUAGCUGAAAUCAUUAAAUGACAUUUUCCUGAAAGUCUUUCUGUUUUAGUAAAAAAAAAAAAAAAAAGAAAAAGAAAAAAAGAAAAAAGAAAAAAUUUUACAGUGAGGGAAAAGCAUACCAAAAGAAAACUUGAAUAUGUGUCUAAACAGUUAUUGUAUUUUGUAAAUUAAGUUAUAUGCUGUUCCAGGGACUUUUGCCUUAUUGAAGAGGCAGAAAAUAUGAUUGGACACAUUGAGAAUGCUUUAUCAAGAAUAUUAUUUUUCUAAUGUAACAAUUCUCCAUCAUAAGUUCUUUUAACAUGGACUGCAUAACAGUUUUCAUAAAGUGUAAAUAAAGGAAAAACUAGUGUUAUUGUCUUGUACUUGGUAUGUAACAUUCAGGUUUAUGCAUCAAAAUAAACAUUCAGUAAAUAUUCCUGUUACAAAUUUUAUAGCAAAGAUAUUAAUUUUUUUCAAUAAAUAUGACUUCUACCAUA